Messenger RNA from Fonsecaea nubica, 432 nucleotides. RefSeq names its product sorting nexin-3. Gene Ontology annotation, cellular component: retromer complex; early endosome membrane. Gene Ontology annotation, molecular function: phosphatidylinositol-3-phosphate binding. The coding region runs from base 1 to 432 and encodes 143 amino acids. The record is from RefSeq and is a predicted model, not a curated record. Gene Ontology annotation, biological process: endocytic recycling; late endosome to Golgi transport. The transcript is spliced from 3 exons. NCBI's taxonomy places the organism in Eukaryota, Fungi, Ascomycota, Eurotiomycetes, Chaetothyriales, Herpotrichiellaceae.
AUGCAAGCCCUACCAGAGUCUCGCCAACAAACUUUCGAGGAGAUCUACGGCCCUCCAGAAAACUUCCUCGAGAUUGAGGUGAAAAAUCCACAAACUCACGGUUCCUCUCCUCGUAACAUGUAUACCUCUUAUGAAAUCCACACCCGUACCAACAUUCCGGCCUUCAAACUUCGUCACUCGGUCGUCCGCCGCCGAUACUCCGACUUCGAGUACUUUCGAGAUAUCCUGGAGCGAGAAAGCGCCAGAGUCACAAUCCCACCACUACCUGGAAAAGUAUUCACGAACAGAUUCUCGGAUGAUGUGAUUGAACACAGGAGGGAAGGGCUUCAGAGGUUCCUACAAAUAGUGGUCGGACACCCGCUGUUGCAGACCGGGAGCAAGGUUCUCGGGGCAUUUAUACAAGAUCCGAACUGGGAUCGUAAUGCUUGGUGA